AUGGACAGUCUUAGGAUAGAGACGAACCCACAAACUUGUCUGGCUUACCGAAUUAACAAUUGCGAUCAAAUGAAGUUUAUUCAGUAUCAGUAUAAUUCAAAGAAGAAGGCCCGUCAGCAGGCAAAAACGAUGCGUUCCAGAUCAAGGCCUAAACCAGUUUUCUUCCAGUACAGACGUUGGGUCCAGAAGCAAUUACAAAGUCAUUACGGAAAGGUGUCUAUGCCAACCGUUUCAACAAUUGCGUCAAUCUGGUGGAAGCAGAUGCCAAUAAACCAAAAAUGGGAUAUAGAGCAGUUGUUAAGCACCUUAAAGUCGGAGUUAAACGACGACCAGACAGAAGACCUGGGCAAUGAUGAGGAAUCGUCAUCGCCAGAAGAAAUCGAGGUGAUGCUCUCUUGGAUCGAAAGAGAGUGGAACGGUCAGUUCAAACCGAAUAAUUGA
This is a messenger RNA of Paraglomus occultum, 441 nucleotides long. Lineage: Eukaryota; Fungi; Glomeromycota; Glomeromycetes; Paraglomerales; Paraglomeraceae. The record is from the annotation of a GenBank genome assembly.